Molecule: messenger RNA, 537 nt
Organism: Prunus mume (Japanese apricot)
Lineage: Eukaryota; Viridiplantae; Streptophyta; Magnoliopsida; Rosales; Rosaceae
Source: RefSeq, a predicted model, not a curated record
GUUUGGAUUGAUUGAAUAGUAGAAAAAUGGGAGCGAAUGAAAGCAGGGGAGGCUCUGGCUCUGGGAACAAUGAUGAGGACGGUGAUGGCUCUAGGAGGAAGAGGAACACCGGUGCAAUUGUAGGCGCUGGCGCUGGCGCUGUUGCUGGAGCUCUGCUGGCCUAUGGUUUAUCCAGAAAGGUUUCAGGUUCAGGUUCAGGUUCAGAAUCGCAAUUAGAGCAGGAGGAGGAGGAGGAGAAGCCGGGCAGAGGAGAUGUCCUAAUUUCACGUGCUGGUCUUGACCCCAAAAAAAAGGAGCCAACUAUGCUGGCGUGGAAGCCUCCCCCUCCCUCUACCAUGAAGUUGAAUGUUGAUGGGUCUAGAAAGGAUUCUAGUGGUGCUAUUGCUGCUGGGGGUCUUAUUCGAAACUCUGCUGGUGAUUGGAUAGCAGGUUUCUCUGCCAAUUUGGGUCAUGGGGAUAUUGAGUAAGCAAUAUUCAUAAUGAAAAAUACAAGAAGCCAUGAGUGCCACAACACAAGGCCUCUUGUGAAAAUAGAAU